Molecule: messenger RNA, 375 nt
Organism: Thermochaetoides thermophila DSM 1495
Lineage: Eukaryota; Fungi; Ascomycota; Sordariomycetes; Sordariales; Chaetomiaceae
Exons: 2
Coding region: 1-375 (124 amino acids)
Source: RefSeq, a predicted model, not a curated record
AUGUGCAUUGUCUUCACCUGCGGCGAGCACACCUUCCGCAAGCAGGUCGAAGGCUACGAGGGCCUCGUCUGCCGCUGCUACAACUGCGGUAACUAUGCCGCGUCAGUUGUGCGCUCGCAUCCGUGGUUUACGUUUUGCUUCAUUCCCGUCCUCCCCCUCUCAAUAAAAGGCUACGAAGACGUGUCCUGCCGCAUCUGCGGCUUUGAGCAGCCGCUCUCACACCGUCCCGACGUGCAGGCCAUGCGAGGAGGAGCGGCGGCGUCAGGUGCAGUGCCAGGACAGGCGAUGCCGAUGCACCCGCCGCCUAUGGGGCCGCCGCAGGGCUGGGGGUAUGGAGGGCCGCCGCCGAAACCUGAUCAAAUGAGGUAUGGCUGA